AUGACCGUCGCCAAAGCCGUUAUUAGCUCGAGCUUGAGCAACAGCAGCAGCAGCAGCAGUAACACUAAUAUCACGUACCAAUGGGGAGGCCAAAGAUGUUGGAGACCCAUUUCUCUCCCAAUCCCAAAACCCAACUCCCAGAAUCUGACAAUCACCACCAGAAACCGCUCCUUACUAAUUCCCAGGGCCUCUGGAGCUCCCUCUGAAAGCAACAAUGGCGGCAGCAGCAGCAAUAAAACCAAAACCAAGAACAAAACCAUUGAUCUUCCUCCGUCCGCUUCUUCUUCUGGUAACGAGAAAAUUGAUACCAGUAAUAAGAUUCAAGAAGAGCAAGAGCAAAAGCAGAAUCAGCAGCGGAGAUUGGACCUGGUAGACGUGAACCCAGUUGGGCUCGGUCGAAGAUCGCGCCAACUGUUUGAUGAAGUGUGGCGCAAGUUCUCUGGACUCGGGCAGAUCUCGAGAACCAGUCGUGCCGAUGAAAGAGACGCGCUUGACGCUCUUCUCAUCAGGGAAGGACCCAUGUGCGAGUUCGUCAUUCCCGGCGCCCAAAACACCACCGUUUUGGUCAUCGGAGCCACUUCAAGCAUUGGCCGCAUAGUGGUCCGCAAGCUCAUGCUCAGAGGCUAUACUGUUAAGGCUCUGGUGAGGAAGGCUGAUCAGGAAGUGGAGGAUAUGUUGCCGAGAUCUGUGGAGAUUGUGACUGGGGAUGUGGGCGGGGAUCUCUACAGGGUUGAUAACAGGGGGGUCUACAACCUCACCAAAGCAUUUCAGGACUACAACAACAAAAUGGCACAAUUACGAGCAGGGAAAAGUAGUAAGAGCAAGCUUACAAUUACGAAGUUCAAGUCUCCAGAGUCAGUUGAUGGAUGGGAAGUUCGUCAGGGGACUUACUUCCAGGAUGUGGUUUCUUCCAAGUAUGAUGGAGGAAUGGAUGCUAAGUUUGAGUUCACUUUUACCGGAGAUGCUGUUUUCUCAGGAUAUGUUUUCACCAGGGGAGGGUAUGUUGACCUGUCGAAGAAACUUUCACUUCCUUUGGGUCGUACUCUUGACAGGUACGAAGGUCUAGUUCUUUCUGUUGGCGGGAAUGGAAGGUCUUACAUAUUAAUUCUUGAAGCUGGUCCAUUAGCAGAUACAUCUCAAAGUAAAUUAUACUUUUCUAGAUUCAGCACAAAAGCAGGAUUCUGUAGGGUCAGAGUACCAUUUUCAUCAUUCCGCCCCGUGAAACCAGAUGAUCCACCAUUAGACCCAUUCCUAGUACAUACAUUAACCAUACGUUUUGAGCCCAGAAGACAGAAAGCUGUUGAAUCACGUACAGGGGUGAAGCAAGACCCAAGAAGCUUUAAGCUUAUUCUGGAAUACAUAAAAGCUUUGCCAACUGGACAAGAAACGGACUUCAUUUUAGUUUCAUGUACGGGAUCAGGAAUAGAACCAACUAGAAGGGAGCAGGUUCUUAAAGCCAAGAGGGCUGGAGAAGAGUCAUUGCGAAAAUCAGGACUUGGAUACACAAUCAUUCGUCCUGGUCCCCUAAAGGAAGAACCAGGUGGACAACGUGCUCUCAUAUUUGAUCAAGGAAACAGGAUUUCUCAGGGGAUCAGCUGUGCUGAUGUAGCUGACAUCUGUGUGAAGGCAUUGCAUGAUUCAACUGCAAGGAACAAAAGUUUUGAUGUAUGCUAUGAAUACAUUGCCGAUCAAGGGAAAGAACUUUAUGAGCUGGUAGCACAUUUGCCUGACAAAGCCAAUAACUAUCUGACACCGGCACUGUCGGUUCUAGAGAAGAAUACCUGA
Molecule: messenger RNA, 1785 nt
Organism: Prunus armeniaca (apricot)
Lineage: Eukaryota; Viridiplantae; Streptophyta; Magnoliopsida; Rosales; Rosaceae
Source: the annotation of a GenBank genome assembly